Molecule: messenger RNA, 2397 nt
Organism: Carcharodon carcharias (great white shark)
Lineage: Eukaryota; Metazoa; Chordata; Chondrichthyes; Lamniformes; Lamnidae
Product: sialic acid-binding Ig-like lectin 13
Exons: 10
Coding region: 804-2018 (404 amino acids)
Source: RefSeq, a predicted model, not a curated record
CUCAGGCGACAGAGUUCCCAAUACAGGUCUCUGCCUGUAUGGUCCAUGUCGAUAAUCCCUGGUGUCAUUACUGAUGGAGUGCUGCACAGUCAGGUCGUCAGUACCAAGGGAGUGCUGCAUUGUGAGAGGGUCAGUACUGAUGGAGUGCUGUACUGUCGGGUGUCAGUAUUGACGGAGUGCUGCACGGUCUAAAUGUCAGUACUGUGGGAGUGCUGCACUGUCAGAAGAGGCAGAAGCACAGGAAGAGGUCAUUCAGCACAAGCAGAGCUUGUGGGCAGUUCCUCCCCAGGCGAGCAGUCGGACAGGUCCUGGAGCUUGAGAGUGAGAAUCUGAUGAAAUAUCUGGGAGUGGAUAAUGAUCAGGAAAUCGUACUUCCUCCUGUCACUUCUCCAAGUUGGACUGUCACAAGAGUGGAAAGCGACACUCCACGAGAGGUGACAGCGCAGGAAGGUUCGUGUGUACAGAUUCCAUGUCAUUACAGUUAUCCAGCACAUUUGGAAAACCAAGGUGAGGUGGAGUCAGGUUUAAUAACGAGAAACAAAUUCCUUGGGCUCCCAUUGCCUUUCACUCCAAGGAUCACAGUCACGAGUUACCACGGUUCCACCAUCGGACCCGGCUGUCUGGAGACCUGAAAGAUGGCGACUGUUCCCUGAUUAUAAACAACAUCAGACGGGAAGAUGCAGGACCUUAUUUUUUCAGAAUAGAAUUUGACAAUGGUCCGAGCUAUAACUAUUACCCUGUAACCCAGCUUCACGUUUCUGAACUUCAGAGUUAGAAGCUGAGGAAAUAUCUGGGAGUGGACGAUGAUCGGGAAAUCUUACUUCCUCUUGUCACUUCUCCAAGUUGGACUGUCACAAGUGUGGAAAGUUGACACUCCACGAGAGGUGACAGCGCAGGAAGGUUCGUGUGUACAGAUUCCAUGUCAUUACACUUACCCAUCACAUUUGUUAGAGAAAACACGUGUCGGAAUCUGGAAUAUGAGAAGGGACAAAUGGAGAAGAUCAUCUAUAGCCUUUCAUUCCAAGGAUCACAAUCGCGAGUUACCACGGUUCCACCAUCGGACCCGGCUGUCUGGAGACCUGAAAGAUGGCGACUGUUCCCUGAUUAUAAACAACAUCAGACGGGAAGAUGCAGGAUAUUAUUUUUUCAGAAUAAAAUUUGACAAUGGUCCGAGCCAUAACUAUUACCCUGUAACCCAGCUUCACGUUUCUGUUGGACUGUCACAAGAGUGGAAAGGUGACACUCCACGAGAGGUGACAGCGCAGGAAGGUUCGUGUGUACAGAUUCCAUGUCAUUACAGUUAUCCAUCGUGUCUGGAAAACCAACCGCGAGGUGGAGUCUGGUUUAAUAACGAAAAACAGAUUCCCUGGGCUCCCAUAGCCUUUCACUCCAAGGAUCACAGUCACGAGUUACCACGGUUCCACCAUCGGACCCGGCUGUCUGGAGACCUGAAAGAUGGUGACUGUUCCCUGAUUAUAAACAACAUCAGACGGGAAGAUGCAGGACCUUAUUUUUUCAGAAUAGAGUUUGACAAUGGUCCGAGCCAUAACUAUUACCCUGAAACCCAGCUUCACGUUUCUGAUUUCACAGAUAAACCCACAAUAUUCCCUGCUGAAAUUAUUGCAGGAAAACGUGUGGAUGUAAGCUGCACCUUCAACACAACGUGCAAUGGAACAGCAGUACCUGCCUUAACCUGGGACACUCCCACUGACGUACCUGGAUCAGUCUCAAACACUGUAACUCAGAAUGGUGUCACUCUGACCUAUACUUCUGUUCUGACCCUUAUCCCAUCACUCAAACACCACGGACACACUCUCAGCUGCAGAGUGAGAUAUCCAUCUGUUUCAUCAGAGUGGACCCUCGUACUAACUGUGCAAGACAGUGGAGGAGAGAUUCUGCACGUGAUCCAGAUCCUGGGAAUACGAGCUGUGAUAUUCCUUGUGGCUGUGGUUAUCACUAUCGCUGGAGUCUGUGUCUGGGAGGGACAAACAGUGAAAGGAAGUCGACAGACUGUUUAAAGCUUUUGUACAGCAACAAUCUGCACAAACAGCAAUUUCCAAGCGGACUCCCAUCAGCAGACAGAGUGCAAUGAAACAUCGGCAUGCCUGCUUCUUAAUGUAUGGAGAGAAACCUGGAAUGAGAGAUUCUCCUUCUUCUCCUCAGCAAGCUGAAACUUUUCCUUAUACCUGGUUCUCCCCAAUCCUGCUGUGUGGACACAUCAUAACCACGGCAUUGUCUGGCUGUGGGCAGCCAACAUGGUCGAAUAGGAAUGAACAGAAAUGUGACGUUGAUAAACUCUGUUCUCUGAUUGGAAAGUGCUUUCUGAAUGCUGCUCCUUUUUCAUGCUGCGAUAGAUUGUAAGAAGCAUUUGGGUAAUGAAUAAAAUUACAUUUAAUA